Molecule: messenger RNA, 177 nt
Organism: Puccinia graminis f. sp. tritici CRL 75-36-700-3
Lineage: Eukaryota; Fungi; Basidiomycota; Pucciniomycetes; Pucciniales; Pucciniaceae
Exons: 2
Coding region: 1-177 (58 amino acids)
Source: RefSeq, a predicted model, not a curated record
AUGUUUCCGAUCUUCGCUCAACGCACUGUCCUCGUCGUCGCCGGGUUGCCUACUGCUUGCUUUGCGGCGAACUCGAUGAUCAAUAACAACAAGAAAAACCUCAUCAAACCCAGCCCAUCUUCGACCUCUUCUCAACUGCGCUUCCCCAGUGUCGAGCGUAGCAACGGUGGGAUCUGA